GGCCCAGUUUUGUUCUCUUGUCUCUUACGUUGCUUACUUUUUCUAAACAAAUUUUCAACCACAUGUUUCAUAUAUAUAACUCGUAGAUCUUAUCACCUUUUUUUUUUCUUUUUCUUACGUAUUCUGACUGAUACUUUACGAUGGAUAGCCGGUGGAGUCUUCGAGGUAUGACAGCUCUUGUAACCGGUGGAACCAAGGGAAUUGGGUAUGCGAUAGUGGAGGAACUUGCUGGUUUUGGUGCAAGAGUUCACACGUGUGCUAGAGACCAAACUCUGCUUGAUGAAUGUUUAAGUGAAUGGAAAGAGAAAGGGUUUCAAGUCACUGGCUCAGUCUGUGAUGUAUCCUCUCGACCUCAGAGAGAUGAGUUGAUGAAGACGGUCUCUUCUCUAUUCAGUGGCAAACUCAACAUCCUUAUCAACAAUGUUGGUACCCUUGUGUCAAAGCCGACUACAGAGUUUACAGCACAAGAUUUCUCAGGUCAAAUAGCUACCAAUUUGGAUUCUGCUUAUCACUUCUCUCAACUGGCCCAUCCUUUACUUAAGGCAUCAGGAUUUGGUAGCAUUGUGUUCUUGUCUUCAGUAUGUGGGGUUGUCUCAUCUGGUUUUGUAUCUAUAUACAGCUUAACAAAAGGAUGCAUGAAUCAACUGGCAAGGAACUUGGCAUGUGAAUGGGCAAGUGAUGGCAUAAGGGCUAACUCUGUAGCUCCUUGGAUGACAAAAACUCCUCUUGUCCAAAAACGUCUUGAUGACGAGAAAUUCGCGGAGGCUAUCUUCUCAAGAACUCCAUUAGGUCGUGCGUGUGAGCCGCGUGAGGUUGCCUCGUUGGUUACCUUUCUUUGUCUCCCUGCAGCUUCUUAUAUAACAGGACAAACCAUUUGUAUUGAUGGAGGUUUCACUGUUAAUGGCUUCUCCUACAAGCCAGAGGUUUAAACCCUAAAAACACUUCCAGAACAACAUGUUGUAGUAAUGUAUUAUAAUUUAGUUAUAUAUGUUGUUGAAAACUAAAUAAUCUCAAGCUUAUGAAACAGAAAGUUGAGAAUGGACUUUUAAGAUUUUGUCUUUUUUUUUCUUUUUCUUUUGUGCAUCUUAAACUUUGUCUUGGAAAGCAAGGAACUGAUGCGUCAGCAGAUCUAUCAAUGUAAUAACAAAGGGAAUACUUGAAUGAAACAUUUCUAAAUGUAGCUA
Messenger RNA from Brassica napus (rape), 1184 nucleotides. RefSeq names its product tropinone reductase homolog At1g07450. The record is from RefSeq and is a predicted model, not a curated record. The transcript has 5 exons. Gene Ontology annotation, molecular function: oxidoreductase activity. The coding region runs from base 141 to 929 and encodes 262 amino acids. Lineage: Eukaryota; Viridiplantae; Streptophyta; Magnoliopsida; Brassicales; Brassicaceae.